CUGCUGAACUAACCAUGGUGGGUACAGGUGGUCCAGUGGCCACUUUCUCCGUGUGGGAUUAUGUUGUGUUUGCUGGAACAAUUUUGGGGGCAGCUGGUAUCGGCCUUUUCCAGGCCAUUCGAGGCCGUAAGGAGACCAGUAGCGCUGAGUUCUUGCUGGGUGGACGGCAAAUGACAGCUGUGCCUGUUGCCAUGUCGCUCACUGCCAGCUUCAUGUCUGGAAUCACAGUCAUCGGCACACCUGCUGAGGCCUACAGGUUUGGGGCUGCAUUCUGGACCUUCGGCUUUGCCUAUGCCAUCAUGUCUGUCAUCACUGCUGAGAUCUUUGUCCCACUUUUCUACAGACUGGGGAUCACCAGUGCCUAUGAGUACCUGGAGAUGCGAUUCAGCCGGCCUAUUCGGCUAAUUGGAACAUCAAUGUACAUCGUGCAGACGGCCCUGUACACUGGGUUGGUCAUUUAUGCUCCAGCUCUUGCACUAAAUCAAAUCACAGGACUUGAUCUAUGGGGAGUGCUGGUGGCUACAGGAGCAGUGUGCAUCAUCUACUGCACUUUGGGCGGUCUGAAAGCGGUAAUCUGGACAGACGUGCUGCAGAUGGUGAUCAUGCUGGCAGGUUUUGUGGCUGUUAUAGCUCGAGGAGCUGUACUGCAGGGAGGCCUGGGGAAGAUUUGGGAAGAUGCUGGUCAAGGAGGCCGACUAGAGGCGUUUGAUUUUGACCCAGAUCCUCGGAAGCGACAUACUUUCUGGUCCAUUACAAUCGGUGGCAGCGUGAUGUGGACGUCUAUCUAUGCAAUCAACCAGUCCCAGGUGCAGCGCUACAUCUCCUGCAAAACCUUGGGACACGCCAAGAUGUCUCUGUAUGUGAACAUGGUUGGCUUGUGGGUAACUGUGAGUCUGGCUGUGUUUUCGGGCCUCACCAUGUUCUCCAUUUACAAGAACUGUGACCCACUUACAAACGGUGAUAUAAGCACCCCUGACCAGCUGCUGCCCUACCUCGUGAUGGAUAUACUGGCAGCCUAUCCUGGAAUCCCUGGCUUGUUCGUGGCUGCUGCAUACAGUGGCACCCUUAGCACGGUGUCUUCAAGCAUUAAUGCCCUAGUUGCUGUCACUAUGGAAGACUUUAUUCUUCCACUGUGCAAAAACCUCACAGAGAAACAAGUGACCUGGUUGAACAUGGGGCUGAGUGUAUUCUUUGGUGCCCUGUGUAUUGGGAUGGCUGGAAUUGCUUCACUGAUGGAAAGCAUAUUGCAGGCAGCUCUGUCCAUAUUUGGAAUGAUCAGUGGGCCUCUUCUUGGUCUUUACCUAUUAGGCAUGCUAUUCCGCACACCAAAUUCAACAGGAGGACUUGUGGGAAUGAUCAUUGGUCUAGUGUUGACUCUGUGGGUGGGGAUUGGAGGCCAGAUUUACCCACCAACAGCUGAAAAGACAAAUCCUCUCCCACUCAGCACCGUGGGCUGCAACAGCACUACGGGCCAAAACUAUACGACGACAGCUCCAUGGACCAGUCCUGUGACCCCGCAGCCUGAUGUCAGGCCACCUCUGGCAGACUCCUGGUACUCUCUGUCCUACGUCUACUUCGCUCUCUUGGGUACACUGACCACAAUGGUGUCUGGCCUGCUGGUGAGCAUCAUCACAGGCGGAUGCAAGCAAGAGAAAUUGAACUCCGAUCUGUUUGUGAAGAAGAGUGACCUGAUCUGCUUUAACCGGUGUGGUAAACCAGAGGCGUCAGACGUCGCGGAAAAGGUUGCAACAGACUUUCAUAUGGAAGCUGACAACCCGACAUUCACAGACUUUGAUGUGACGAGUAAAGAAGCUGAAAAAGCCACCAAACUGUAACGCUGCUGUAUGAAUACAUUGUUCCUUCAUGGAGAUGUGUUAAUGUAUUUUUUAUAAACACGUAAAUGACGAGCCACGAUGGUUUUGCUGCUACAUACCUGUGGUGCAUUUGAUUUGCAAAAACAAGUAAUUGUAUGUUGAUUAUUAUGUUUCAAACAUCGUUGAUCAUCAAGAUUUACUUGACAGAAAGGAAGAACUUGACAACUAGUAAUAAGGCUUGGCAAACUGAACUUGAAAAGGAUGUAAUUCAAAUUCCAACACUUGCUUACUUACGUGGCCACACGACUUAGGUGCUUAAACAGAAAAAAACAAAUCCACAGUUAGACAAUGUUCUACAACAGCUGGUGUUAUAAUCUAGUCCUGUAAUUAAAGCUGGGUGUUUCUGCUGUUGUCCUAUCCUUCACAAUAAGGAAACAGCAUUUAAAAUAACACAAGGUCACCACAUGUUUUACUGAUUUUUACUGACUAAUUGCGCUGAUCACAUUUCCUGUUUAGCAGUGAUGUGGCAACACUGUUUUACUUUUAUUGCCCUUUGUUCAAUUGUUCUCUCUGAUAGCGGCUACUAGCCCUAUAUUUCCUACCUGAACAUUGUCCUCUGACGCAGUCAACCUGCAAUAUUGUUUGUUGUUUUACAAUAUGUAUGUGGCAUUACUAGUUUGAAGGAACAAUGGCCAUUGAAUUUUAAGUAUUUGUAUACUGCCUUGUUUUAUAUGAAAAUUGUACACUCUCUAUAGAUUUCCUGUACCAAUUAAUCACAAAUUCUACUUCUUAAUAAAUACUUUGU
Morone saxatilis (striped sea-bass) is the source of this 2619-nucleotide messenger RNA. It is a transcript of the gene slc5a8l, whose product is annotated as solute carrier family 5 member 8, like. The record is from RefSeq and is a predicted model, not a curated record. Gene Ontology annotation, biological process: sodium ion transport; propanoate transmembrane transport. Gene Ontology annotation, molecular function: organic acid:sodium symporter activity. NCBI's taxonomy places the organism in Eukaryota, Metazoa, Chordata, Actinopteri, Moronidae. Gene Ontology annotation, cellular component: membrane.